CACCAUCCCCGAUUUCAUUGGUGAUUUGCCAGAGUUGGAGGUGUUGCAGCUUUGGGAGAACAAUUUCACUGGAAGUAUUCCUCAGGGACUUGGAAGGGAUGGUAAGAUUCAGCUCCUCGAUUUUUCAUCGAACAAGCUGACUGGGAAUCUCCCACCGGAUCUUUGUUCUGGGAAUAGGCUUCAGACGCUGAUCGCAUUGGGAAACUUUCUGUUUGGUCCCAUCCCGGAAUCUCUGGGGAGAUGCGAAUCGCUCACUCGGAUUCGGAUGGGUGAGAACUUUCUCAAUGGUAUCAUUCCGAAGGGGCUCUUCGGCUUGCCCAAGCUCGCACAGGUCGAGCUUCAAGACAACUACCUUGAGGGGAGCUUUCCGAAGACUGAUUCGGUCACCGUGAAUCUGGGGCAGAUCAGCCUUUCCAACAACCAGCUCACGGGAUCUCUGCCUCCUUCCGUAGGUAACUUCUCUGGCGUGCAGAAGCUCCUUCUUGAUGGUAAUAUGUUCUCUGUCCGUAUUCCGCUGGAAAUUGGAAAGUUGCAGCAGCUAUCCAAAAUGGAUUUCAGCAGCAACAAGUUCUCCGGUCCAAUAGCACCAGAGGUCAGUCAAUGCAAGUCGCUGACAUUCAUCUAUCUCAGCUACAACGAGUUAUCCGGCGAGAUCCCCCCAGAGAUCACGAGUAUGCGGAUCUUAAACUACCUGAAUCUCUCAAGCAAUCAUCUCGUUGGGGGCAUUCCUCCGUCAAUCUCAACAAUGCAAAGCUUGACUUCAGUGGAUUUCUCCAACAACAAUCUGUCUGGUUUGGUUCCAGGCACCGGUCAGUUCAGUUACUUCAAUUCCACUUCCUUCGUUGGCAACCCCGAACUCUGUGGUCCAUACUUGCGGCCUUGCAAAUCUGGUGACGGCGACCAACAAACCCAUGUGAAAGGCCCACUCUCUGCUUCGAUAAAGCUCCUCCUAGUCAUUGGCCUUCUUGUCUGCUCGAUAGCAUUUGCAGUCGCUGCCAUCUUCAAAGCUCGGUCACUGAAGAAAGCUAACGAGUCCAGGGCGUGGAAACUAACGGCUUCCCAGCGUUUGGAUUUCACUUGUGAUGACGUCUUGGAAUGCUUGAAGGAAGGCAACAUCAUAGGGAAGGGAGGUGCUGGUAUUGUGUACAAGGGCAUCAUGCCUAAUGGCGACCAGGUUGCCGUGAAAAGGCUGCCGGUGAUGAGCCGAGGAUCGUCUCAUGAUCAUGGGUUCAAUGCAGAGAUACAGACUCUGGGUAGGAUUCGACAUCGCCACAUUGUUAGAUUAUUAGGAUUUUGUUCCAACCAUGAAACCAAUCUUCUGGUUUACGAGUAUAUGCCUAAUGGGAGCUUGGGUGAACUCCUGCAUGGCAAGAAAGGAGGUCACUUGCACUGGGACACAAGGUAUAAGAUUGCAGUAGAGGCUGCCAAGGGUCUCUGUUACCUACACCAUGACUGUUCCCCAUUAAUCCUUCACCGUGAUGUGAAAUCAAACAACAUCCUCCUUGAUUCCGACUUUGAAGCUCAUGUUGCUGAUUUUGGUCUUGCCAAGUUUCUACAGGAUUCAGGCACCUCAGAGUGCAUGUCAGCUAUUGCCGGUUCCUAUGGUUACAUUGCCCCAGAGUAUGCCUACACACUGAAGGUUGAUGAGAAAAGUGAUGUGUACAGCUUUGGGGUGGUUCUGUUGGAAUUGGUGAGUGGUAGAAAACCAGUGGAUGAGUUUGGGGAUGGGGUAGACAUUGUGUAGUGGGUGAGAAAGAUGACUGAUUCAAACAAGGAAGGAGUCCUAAAGAUCCUUGAUCCUAGACUCUCCUCAGUUCCUCUACAUGAGGUGAUGCAUGUCUUCUAUGUUGCAAUGUUGUGUGUAGAGGAACAGGCUGUGGAGCGUGCCACAAUGAGGGAAGUGGUACAAAUCCUAACAGAGCUGCCCAAGCCUCCUAACUCCAAGCAGGAAGAAGACGAGUCAACUGUGACAGAAACAGAGUCUUCCCCACCAUCUGCUCCCACACUAAAGACCCCAACCAUAGCCAUUAGAGAAGCAAAAGAAGUACAGCAAGAAAGGGCACCUCAGUCGCCACCAACUGAUCUGCUUAGCAUCUGAUGACCCAAACAAGAUUGGGCCAUCCUAGAAUUCAAUUUCAGGGAUUUGGGUUUACACCUGCCUUUUGUUUUAAUUAAUUUUUAAAUGUAAUGAGUGGUGUUUUCUCUAACUUUGCUCAGUGUUUCAAGCUUUUCUUGUACAGUAGCGAGAAAUUGGUGGGUUGGGUGGCUUUCCUUCUUGUAUUAUUAUUCAUCAUCAUGCAUGCGCGUUUAGUAAUUUGGACUGUCACUUUCUCUGUGUC
This is a messenger RNA of Macadamia integrifolia, 2339 nucleotides long. Its product is annotated as leucine-rich repeat receptor-like serine/threonine-protein kinase BAM1. Gene Ontology annotation, biological process: protein phosphorylation; hormone-mediated signaling pathway. The coding region runs from base 266 to 1744 and encodes 492 amino acids. Gene Ontology annotation, molecular function: protein kinase activity; ATP binding; protein binding. The transcript has 2 exons. Gene Ontology annotation, cellular component: plasma membrane. The record is from RefSeq and is a predicted model, not a curated record. Lineage: Eukaryota; Viridiplantae; Streptophyta; Magnoliopsida; Proteales; Proteaceae.